This is a messenger RNA of Macadamia integrifolia, 1993 nucleotides long. RefSeq lists its product as uncharacterized. The transcript has 7 exons. The coding region runs from base 81 to 1016 and encodes 311 amino acids. The record is from RefSeq and is a predicted model, not a curated record. NCBI's taxonomy places the organism in Eukaryota, Viridiplantae, Streptophyta, Magnoliopsida, Proteales, Proteaceae.
UACGGGCACGGUAAGUGGUGAUGAGUCAGGACUCAGGAGUCGUCAUGAGUCAUCCCAUUUGCUGAUUGAUUCCAUUCGUGAUGGCAAUGGCCAUUUCUCCUUCUUCGUCUUCCUCUGGAUUCCCAUCACGUUUGCGUUGUUUGUCCCAACCGUCAGCAUCUACUCUUACUGAACUUGCGUUCUCCACUGUUUUCAAUUACAGAGAAUCGCGUCUACGAACCUCCCUAUCCCUAGGAGGAGGAGGAGGAGUAGUAGUAGUGGGAGCUGAGCUGUUGCUGCAGCAGAAGCAGAAGCUCCGGCAAUAUUCAGCUAUCAUGGCAUCGUCAGACGGCCAAGUAACCCUUCCGCUGAGUCACGCCCACGCCCAGUGGACCGAACUGAACGAGGAGUCAGAUUUUGUAUCUCUUCUCUCACCAGACGGCUACCUUUCCAUCUGUGGAUUUGGUUCUCUCCUCUCUGAGAGAAGUGCGCGGAGUACAUUUCCGGAUCUGGUGAAUUUCAGGGUUGCGAAAUUGAACGGCUUCCGACGCGUCUUUGCUCACGCCGCUCCCAUCUUCUUUGAGCGUGGCAUUGCCAAUCCAGAAACCGGGGAGAUUUCGAGCCUAAGCGUAGAACCAUGUGAAGGUGAAACCCUCAUCGUCACCGUGUUUGAGAUCAAACGAUCGGAGAUCCCAUCUUUCAUCGAAAGGGAGCAGGAGUUUCGUUUUCUGGCUCAGGUGGUGCCAGAGACUCUGGAUGGGAUAACAUUCGCUAGUCCUGGGGUGCUUUGUGCCCGUUAUGGUGAUGAGGAAUAUUUUCGUGUUAGAUUGAAAGAUGUUCAUCAGGUAUACUCAGGGCCAUAUCCCUUCGAUAAUUUGAAUGCAGUGACAGACCGAGACAUGACCAAUCCUUCUCAAACAAUUCCUAGCCAAUCCUUCUCAAACAAUUGCAAUGGUGGACUCUUUAUUGUAUCUGACAGUCUGACCUUGGUAAGCAAUUUGCAAGACCAUGUUUUUGCUUUAUCUAUUGAAGCAUGAUCCCUUCAAUAAAUUUGGUCCUGAAUAUCAACCUCUUUCCCGCUUCAUCUAUUUCACCUAAGUGAUGACUGGUCUGUCAUAUUUUCUUAUGACCAAGGCAUGUCUCUCUUUCACACGGACUUUAGAUUGGUCUGUCAUAUAUUUUCCUGAUCCAAGUUCAUGGAACUUCUAAAUGACUUCAAGAUAAACUAUGUUUACUGGCUAUUUAUAUGUUGAAUCACUAAAUUUAAUAGUUCCCUAGGUACAGAGAUGCUUGACAUUCAAUUCAUCUAUUUCACCUAAGGGAUGUCUCCUGAUUCCACAAAGCAACACACCCGAUUCUUCUAUGUUUUACGUGGAGGGAUGAGUUAAUUUCAAGGCGUAAACAAUACAUAUUACCAAAUUCUAUGCUCCAAUGCUUAAGAAAUCAGCUGAUCCUAAUAGCCAUCUUUACAAAAAUGCCAGACUGGCUGACAUAUUAUAGUUAAAAGUAGCAGGAGCGUCUAUCCUACUGCCGUUAAUCAAACUCUUCUGUUAGUUUUUGUGACUUUUUCCCUGUAAAUGUUCUGUUUUACAUUGUUGCAUUAUUUCCACUGUUACAAGAAUUAAUUAUAUAAGAAUGUGAACUUAAUCUCAUAUUGGAACGAAAAUAGUCUGCCGAUCAUCGCAUUCAUGAAUAUUGUUUAGUGGCUGAUGACUCAUCUUAAAAACUGGCCAGUGAUAUUACUAGUUAUCUUGAAGUGGAGUUACAACAUUUAUAACAUAUUAAAAGGGGAUAAGGACUAGUAGGUACAAUUAAAGUUUCAACAUUCCGUGUGUCUUCAUUUCUUAAUCAUAAUAUUAGAGGAGACUUAAAAUGAGUUUCAUACAUCAUGGGAGGCUCCUAGUGACCCUCCUGAACUUGCAUUUCUUUUGCAAAUGGAUUAGUUCCAUUAGAAAGAAAACCAAUUACCUCCUAUCUACAAUGUUUGCCAUUCUUUGAUCCAUUGCAGUUUAGA